UUCAGAACUCUAUUCAAACCCGUUUUGGUCUACAACCAAUGGCACAGGUUGCUUUAUUAAAACGCACUUGGAGACGGGUGUUUUAAAACUUUCCAUGCGAUUUAACAGGUAGCUCGCGGCCGUGUGAGUUGCAGGGCGGUUUCUUUCAGCAACCAAAUUUGACCCCACAUUGAGUCAUCCCCUCAUGGAUUGCCCCUCAAAAUCUUGAAGAAGCAAGCUGUAAAACAAAUAUUGUCCGCCAUCGGCCAACAACCCAAUUCCUGUUCCAGCUUUCCGAUCCUUAAAGCUGCUUCCUGACAAGAUUUUGAAUUUUGAAUUUACCAAUUGGGUCGUAAUUGCUCCGACAAAAAGUGAAGAAGAAAAAGCCACCAUCAUGUCUUCGUUCUAUCUUGAGAACAAGAAUGUCGGAAACAAGGCAGAGAGCGAAGACUGGAGGAUCCGCGGCUACAACCCCCUAACGCCGCCCGGGCUGCUCCAGCACGAGAUCGCCCAGACGCCCGAGUCGAAGAAGACCGUUCUCGAAAGUCGCGAGGAGGCCGCUGCGGUUGUCAAUGGGACCGACGGGAAGCAGAGGCUAUUGGUGGUCAUUGGGCCUUGUUCUAUCCACGACCCCAAAGCUGCGCUCGAGUAUUGCGACAUGCUGUUGAAGGAGAAGGCGAAGCACAAGGACGAGCUACUAAUUGUCAUGCGUUCCUACCUCGAGAAGCCGCGCACGACGGUGGGGUGGAAAGGCUUGAUCAACGACCCGGAUAUUGACAACAGCUUCAACAUCAACAAGGGAUUGCGCCUCAGCAGACAGCUGUUCGUCGACCUCACCUCUCGGGGUAUGCCCAUCGCCAGCGAGAUGCUGGACACAAUCAGCCCCCAGUUCUUGGCCGAUCUGCUCAGCGUCGGUGCCGUCGGCGCCAGGACAACCGAGAGCCAGCUUCACCGCGAGCUAGCCAGCGGGCUGAGUUUCCCCGUCGGCUUCAAGAACGGCACCGACGGGAGCCUCACCGUCGCCGUUGACGCCAUCGGGGCGGUCAGGCACCCCCAUCACUUCUUGUCCGUUACCAAACCUGGUGUAGCCGCCAUCGUUGGCACCGUUGGCAAUGAGGACUGUUUCGUGAUUCUGCGUGGUGGUACCCGGGGCACCAACUACGACGCCGAAAGCAUCGCGGAGGCUAAGGCUGCCCUGCAAAAGGCCGGAGUGCGGCAGCGGCUUAUGGUGGACUGCAGCCACGGCAACUCGCUGAAGAACCACAAGAACCAGCCCAAGGUUGCAGCCACGUUGGCUGAACAGAUUGAGAAGGGCGAGGACGCUAUUAUGGGUGUCAUGAUCGAGAGCCACAUCAACGAGGGUAACCAAAAGGUCCCCAAGGAGGGCAAGGAAGGCCUCAAAUACGGCGUCAGUAUCACCGAUGCCUGCAUCGGGUGGGAGGACACCAUCCAGACCCUGGAUCUUCUGGCCAAUGCUGUGAAGAGGCGAAGAGAGUUGCUAGGCCAAAACGGCAGCACUUAAACUGCAUCUUGCGCCGUGGGAUAGUUGGGGAACUGUAUAAACGUGUUAUUUUCUAAGAAGGGCGUUUGCGGACAGCUGGGGUUGACAAAACGUGGUUUCUUGUUCCCAUUCGGAGUGAUACCGACAUUUUGCAACCAGGUGGCAGUUGAAUAUUUAUGAUUCAGUCGAACUCGGAAACAAGAAACUCUCUGUGAUCAAGGAAAUGGAGUGAAAUCUCUGCGGCCAACAUUUCGAACCGGAAAGUGCAAAUACCUAAUCUUUUGGCAGGAGCAGUUGAAGCUGGAGCUCGGGGGUAUGGACAGAGCUGGG
Molecule: messenger RNA, 1810 nt
Organism: Chaetomium fimeti
Lineage: Eukaryota; Fungi; Ascomycota; Sordariomycetes; Sordariales; Chaetomiaceae
Exons: 4
Coding region: 374-1501 (375 amino acids)
Biological process (GO): aromatic amino acid biosynthetic process
Cellular component (GO): cytoplasm
Molecular function (GO): 3-deoxy-7-phosphoheptulonate synthase activity
Source: RefSeq, a predicted model, not a curated record